CAACAAUUAUUUUUUCAUAGGUCUCUAGUGGAUAUGCACUGACAGUAUCCUUUCAAAAAAUUUUAGACGUUAAGCAUUAUCGUCACACUCAUGAAAGCCUACGAUUAGCCCAAACUUUAUACAAAACCCUUUAAUGUAUAAAGCGGAAGUUUCGUUGGUCGUGAUUAAUGGUUAUAUGUGGAGGUUUUGUGCUGGUUGAUGUUGUCAUCCAGUUAAUUUAUUCUUACUAAAGCAGACUGAAGAUGGAGGAUGAAGACUUUUUACUCGCUCUUCGUUUACAAGAGCAGUUUGAUCAGGAGACAUCGGCUGUUGGAUGGAGUGAUGAAGACUGUCCAUCCAGUAAAAGGCGUAAAAUUGACUCCUCUGGUCUGAUGGAUGUGAUUCCUUACUCUCAGGCCAGACCAGAGAGACCGCUGUCCAUCGUGGAUGAGUCGUGGGAGACCCUGGACCCCAAUCCAGACAUAAGAGCCAUGUUCCUGCAGUUUAACGACAAGUUUUUCUGGGGGAAACUCAGCGGUGUGGAGGUGAAGUGGAGUCCGCGGAUGACACUAUGUGCUGGUGUUUGCUCUUAUGAGGGAAGAGGAGGCUUAUGUUCUAUUCGUCUCAGUGAACCACUCCUGAAGCUCAGACCCCGAAAAGAUCUUGUACAGACUCUUCUUCAUGAGAUGAUCCACGCUCUUCUCUUUGUGACUCAAAACAACAGAGAUCGAGAUGGUCACGGACCAGAGUUCUGUAAACACAUGGACAGAAUCAACCAAGCAAGCGGCACCCACAUCACUAUAUAUCACUCGUUUCAUGAUGAGGUUGACGUGUACAGGCAGCACUGGUGGCGCUGCAAUGGACCCUGUCAGAAUCGCCGGCCAUUCUUUGGUUACGUAAAGCGUGCAAUGAACAGACCUCCCUCGCCCAGAGACCCCUGGUGGGCUGAGCACCAAAGGACUUGCGGUGGAACAUACACCAAGAUCAAAGAGCCAGAGAAUUAUGGGAAAACAGGCAAAACCGACAAAAAGAAAGACAAUAAUCCUUCCAAUGAGACUUCUAAGGAUUCAAGGCCUCCCAGAAGCACAACAGGCUCUGGCUCACAAGACAUCAGAAAUAUCAUUCCAUUCAGUGGGAGAGGGUUUAUUCUUGGAGGAAACAUGCAGACUUCCACAAACAAGCAGAGUCAGAGUCCUCCCAAAGCUCAACCCGAACCUCUGGUCUCUCCUCCUGACUCUCCACUCCUUCCGAGACUACGGCCCUUUGAGACAAACUUGUUCAAACGAGUCGGCUCAGGUGCAUCGAAUGUUCCCCGCAAGAAGUCUGUUGGCAAUACUAAUGCCUUUAUCAACGUCAAUGGCUCGCCUGUGAGAAUUUCCAAAGGCAAUGACUUAAGAGGCAAGCAGAGGUCAGUACGAGAUCUUUUCCAGGCCAUAGUCCUCAAAUCUCCAGAGAGAGCAGCCAGUGCUUCCAGUUCCUCCAAGCCUGACACAGAAGCCACGGCAGCAAACCCUGCUAAAUGUAAUGGACCAUCUUCAUCUAGUGCCAAAACAAGCCUGAUCAAUAACCAUCAUUCAUCCACCACCACAGGGCCAAAGCCUGGCUCUACAGAGUCGAACCUCUCCAAAUAUUUUGGAAGCAGUGCUAAAACAGAAUUCCCAGAUUCAAAGUCAAAAGCUUUUGGAAGCCCCCAAAAGUCUGCAGCUAGCACACCAGGUUACGUUUCUAAGUUCUUCGGAAGUAACCAAAAACUAGGGUCCGAUGCUGCAAGUUCAGGAUUCCGAAACACUGGCAGUCCCCAAAGUUCACAUACUUCAACUACUUCAGGGUCCAAGCACUUUGGAGGCUCUGGAAAGCCUGAAUCCAACUUUCCAAGCCCAAGAUCCAUUGGCAGCCCCCGGACAUCGGGGACUACGCCUUCAGGAGCCAAGAAAAGAUCAUGGGAAGACCAUAACUCUGAACAUAUCUUUGAUUACUUCCAGCGGACAGUCGGUGAGUCUGCCACGUCCGCAGUGCAGCAGAGAGAGAAGGUCGGAGACACCGUUUGGCCUGCAGUCUGGGAUCAGCAAGCAAACAAUCCUCCAGUCCAAAUCACCGUCCACUGCCCUGUGUGCCACAUCAAAGUACCUGAGUCGACAAUUAAUCAACAUUUAGAUUCCUGUCUGUCAUAAUCUAGACAAUCUAAACAUAAAGUAGAAGGCCAUAGGGCUUUACUAAAGCUAGGAGAGGUGUUUUCUAUGGUAUUCCUUUGCUUAAAACUCAGGUAUAGCUGUAAAUAGAAAGAUUAUUUUAUGUCAUAGUGCUGAGAAAUUGUCUUCCAAUGCAAUAACUAUAUAAGUCACAGCUCUUAAAAUAAAUGUAUGUCUUUAGCAGAACAAUAGCUCACAAAACUUCCCACAUUUCAUUCUGUACUAAUCUAAUUACUGGCUUAAUCUACCUCAUUUUUGUAAAAAGAGAGCAUUUGCAUCAUGGCAAGAAUGUUGGGCGUGGUCAGCACUGAUUGACAGCUUAGUUGAAACUGAGUGAGUGGUUUAAAGAGACGUCACUGUCCUUGUGCGGGUUGAUGUCCGCGGUUCACGCUGAUUCAGCAGUACUGAAUUUUGCACGUGCUGGCUCUCCGCUGUGGGAUUUAGAUGUGCUUAGCUUUUCUGCCGGAUCAGGCUUUGCAAGAUCGCUUUCAUCUCAGUGUCAUCAAUAACAGCUCUGUCAGGUUGUCCCAUGAGUGGGGGCGGAGCUUGUCCCACCUUCUGCAUAAAAAAUUCACAUAUACUUUGUGCCUUAGAGGAAUGCACACAUUCAAAAAUUAACCCCACCCAGAUGUGAAUAUUAAGGUGUGCAGGUUAACACCUCGUGAUGUAAUAAUAGUCAUGAUGUAUUGUUGUGUUUCAAAUCCAGCGACCCACCUUAGAGGAAACAAUGCCUGAUGAUGAUGUCACGCCGCUCAUGUUACACCUAGAACACGCAGAUGUUACUUUUGGCGUGGUUCACUUAUAGGCCCAAGCGCAUAAUAUUGAUUUACCUGCAGGACGCAGUGAUUUGUUAAGUGUUUUCAUGCUCCAGGCAUCGGUGACGUAAUUUGUAAUGUAUGCGUGCGGUUCCAACAUGCACUACAGGUUCUGAUAAAGGCAAACUGUGAUGGUAAUGCAUCAUUCUCUGUUGGGAGUGAAAACUUUGCACAAUUUACUGUUGGCCGAUUUAGGGCCAGACUUUUUGUUUUAAAAAAUGGUUUUAUAUUGAUUUAUACUCUAUUUUAAUAUAAAAUUGAGAAGUUAAUUAAGUGGUUUUAAAUGUUUGUGUGUUGUUUUUGUUAAAUGUUGAUUGGAUUUUCUAUCGUGUUUUAAACUCAAAAUUGUGCCUGAUUUAGGUUUGACUGUUGCUUUUGUUAACUUUGUUGUUUAAAUAAAUGUUCACUUCAUUAA
Messenger RNA from Ctenopharyngodon idella (grass carp), 3398 nucleotides. RefSeq names its product SprT-like N-terminal domain (gene sprtn). The transcript is spliced from 5 exons. Gene Ontology annotation, cellular component: nucleus. Bases 243 to 2150 code for a protein of 635 amino acids. Gene Ontology annotation, molecular function: single-stranded DNA binding; metalloendopeptidase activity; polyubiquitin modification-dependent protein binding. The record is from RefSeq and is a predicted model, not a curated record. Lineage: Eukaryota; Metazoa; Chordata; Actinopteri; Cypriniformes; Xenocyprididae. Gene Ontology annotation, biological process: DNA repair.